CCAGAGAUGUCUCGUUGGCCCUGCCCGUCGAGGCUCUGGCCAGAGUCCAGAGUCAUGUUCGCCACGACGUGUACCACAGCGUGUACCACAGCGGCGAUAUCUCGCUCAACUCUCUCUCCCUCUCACGUGACCGCUUCCAUCUCUUGCCCAGUGACGCGUGGCAAGUCGACGAGGGCGGCCAUCACUGCUAUUUGGGGGAGAAACUCAUCAUCACCAUCGCCCAAUUGUCACAUUACGGAGACACAGGACAUCUUUGUGCGUCGUCGUCUCGGGUAGUCGCCCUCAAAAUGGCCGACGAUGUGCAUUAAUGCCCCUCCCACGUCCAUCGCCAGUCUCUUGGUUGCAGGACGAUUGGUCGAUCUCCCCAGAUCUUGGUUGCGCAAAGAUGCCCUUGUGGUUUGUGGGUUGCUGUUGUGUAUGACUUCAUCGGUGUCUAGAUUGGCACAGACUGGCCACAGCUGAGUUGCUCUACCUCCAAAGGACUGUGCCUAGUGCUUUCACUCUCCCCGCUUCAACCCCCAAAUAUCCCAUGUCGGUGGGCAGAUGGCAGUGGCUAGUGUGGCCGUCAUCCAAUGAACAACAGCAUCUCUUCCGUCUGUGGCUUGAACAGGCCCCUAGAAUACGUGACAACAGCUUGGAAGUCUGACGAUCUGGUGUCAUGGUGUGGUUCGAGUUUCUCAGGUUAUGACGCAAACCAGGAAACAUGGCGCACACAGCCUUCACGAGCGCAGCCAGCUUCACCUCCCGUCUCCUCAUCCAACAUUCUCGUCUGUUACUUCUUCCCACAUCGAUAGUCUUCCUCCUCUGUGCAGUUGAUGGCCUUGUCUGCGCCUCAUCUAAACCCACGUUGACAAGAUCUAGCAAUUCCAGAGCGGAAUGGACAAGCUCAAGACCAUGAUGGAGAAAGGAGACGCCGAAGACAGGGCUGGACCAAGUGGUCGGUUGACAGGACAAGGUUCUCAUUUUCCCAAGAGCGAAGAACAGUCUGCGGAUGCUUCAGCCGCCUCCCAGGAAAAUACACCCGCUGGAGACGCCCUAGGCGUAGGUGCACAACAGACCCAUGAAGCACAUCCGGUCACUGGGUCGUCAGGCCCUGACCCUGGUACCGCUGCCAUUGGCGAAACCUCGACCUAUAGCUCCCAUACUCUGCGUAAAGGCGAUCCCAUUCCAAAUGUUGUUGACUCCAGAUCUGAGGAUCCCACCACGUAUCGAACUCCCGAACACUCAUACGGGUCAAACAAGGGCGUCCCAGAGGGUGGGCCCUUAGCCGCCGCAGCGCACGCAUUUCACAAGGACAAAGAUUAUAGCACUUCUCACAUCCCAGGAGCAUUCCCGCAAGACGUAACAGCGCAUGAUGCUACCACAAUGGCUCCUUCCACCUUGACGACGACAACAUCACCAGCCGAACGAUCGGCGGUCUACAGUGAAGUUGAGAAGACCAAAGUGCCUGACGCAGCUGCUGCAGCUCAGUAUGCAACAAGAGCCGCUCCAGGAACUCAAGAGCCAGUUUCGGAAGAGCCCAAGACAUCUGGAACAAUUGGUAAGAUUCUCGGUGCAGUGGGCCUAGGAACUGCUGCUAGCGGUGCUGUGGCUGCUACUUCACGUGCAGAGGAUGAUCAACCACAUGCCAUUGCAGAUACCCCUAAUCAACCUACCACUACCACUGGUGUCGACUCCUAUACCGCGCCGAGUCGCUCAGGGCCUCCCCCGUCGCAUCACAGGAAAGAGAGUAUUCCUACAACGGCCUAUCCAGCAGGUGUAGAUUCUCCCGCGCCGAUCAAUCCGCCAGUCGGUGGUACAUCGGCCGUUGCAGACCAGGAUCAUAAAGAUCAUGCAGGCCGUAAUGCAGGAUUAGCCGCUGGCGCCGCGGGUGUUGGAGCUGGCGCCGCCGCAGCUGGUGCUUAUGCCAUGCAAGAUCGAGAGAAAGACACAGCAAGGUCCGAUUGGCCUCUCCGUGAGGACGCCACUACUGCAACACCAGCUGCUGCGACCCUUCCCACUUCGGAGGGCGCUACCAGGACGGCCCCUACAAGCCAACCUGCCAAACAACCCCUCGUCGCGCACGAGGCUGCACCCGCUACAGCUGGUGCGUCUGUCGUCCCUGAAUACAAUCAACGUCAAGACCAGCUCGAGGCUCGAGCUCAGGAUGACCAAGCGAAACGUGAAGCCGCUCGUUCUGGGGCCACAAGCGUCGCAGGCGGAGCAUCCAUCGCACCCGAAUACUCUGAACGACAAGAUAGAAUCUCAGAGGAAACGGAACGGCGAAGGCACAAAAAGGAGGAAGAAGCUGCGCUUGCUGGAGUUGCAGGUGCUGGAGUGGGAGCGGCUGGGUUGUAUGAAUAUAAUCAGCGGCAAGACAGGCUUGAGGACGAUGCUCAGAGACAGAAGGAUUUAGCGGAACAAGAGGCUGCCCGCCAGAAGCAGUUCGAAAAGGACCAGAAGGCGGCAGAAAAACAAGCCAAGAAGGAAGAGAAGCAGCACCAGAAGGAUCUCAAGAAAGAAGAAAAGCAACACCAGAAAGAGCUCGAGAAGGAACAAAAACAACACCAGAAGGAGCUCGAGAAGGAACAGAAACAACACCAGAAGGAGCUCGAGAAGGAAGAGAAGCAUCACCAAAAAGAGCUCGAAAAGGAAGAGCAGGCCCGUGAGAAGGCUGCAGAGAAGGAAGAAAAACAUCGCCGCGAGGAACUUGAGCGCGAGCAAAAGGAACGUGAAAAAGCUACGGCCACCGCCGCUGCCGGGGCCGGUGCAGGCGUAGCUGCCAGCGCUGGUGCGUACGAGGUGCACGACAAGGACAAACAUCCGCCUCCCACAACGGCAACCGAUGAAUCAGGUCACACAAAGCUCCAUAAGGAGCCAGAGGGGAAGAAGCCGGGCCUGCUGAAACGGAUCUUCAAGCGCCGCAAGAACAAGGAUACAGGUGAAGAAGAAGAAUACGAGGAUUACGACCAUCAUGAGCCCGAGGCUGAGCAUGGCGAUCAUCAUGUUGCCGAAGCUGGAGUCGCUGGAGGCACGGGUGCCGCCGUAGCUCGGACUGCUGCUGCCGCAUCUCACGAGCCGGCCGCAACCUCGUACGAGGCACAAAGUGGCGGCCUUCAGAAGCCAUCAUACAAUCCCUUCUCCAAGGACGAUCCAGCCCACGAGUCCGCCAAAGCGUCCAGCACCGCCGCACCUACAGGCGCCCAGUCCGCACCAGAAACCGCCACUCACCCGAGAAAGAGUAGCGUAGGACCCGAUGCGAUCGACCCUGCCACAACCCAUGUCCCCUAUGACCCCGUCCACGACCCCUCCAGCCGGAAAUCCAUCUCAGAACAAGGCGGACACAUUGACCAAAUCGGUGGACUCACGGCGCAUCAUCCAUACACCGAGGGUGAACAAAAGCCCGGCCUGGCACAUCGGAUCAUUGAUGCGCUGAAGCCGUUGCCCGACAAGGAGAAGCUACAACAUCACACGGAACAGUAUCACCAUCCGGGGGGCAGCAGCCACCCCCCUGGGUCCGCGCAAUAGGUGGCCCAGCAGGGUGUGUGCACAGUGUACCAUGGGUGCACUCGAUCCCGUCGAUUACGAAGGUCCCGUCGUUUUAUGCUUUCCCGUCCGCCUCACAAGCCAAUGUGAUGAUGGCCUCUGCAACUGAAAAGGAAAUAAUAAUACCCGGACCGUGUGGAAUUGAUUAAACAAUUGACUCGAGUUAUCAUAUCUAAUGUAACGGCAACUAGGGGGAUUCGGCUGAGAAAAGACGGUCAUCUCAUCUAAUCGACCCUCCCCCUUUGCUCUGAUAUUUCCUGCUCUCUCCCAUUGCUCUCCUUGCGUCUUCGUGUAAGAAUGACAUAGCAACAAUGAUGAUGAUGUGUGAUAUGGUA
Molecule: messenger RNA, 3860 nt
Organism: Cladophialophora immunda
Lineage: Eukaryota; Fungi; Ascomycota; Eurotiomycetes; Chaetothyriales; Herpotrichiellaceae
Exons: 4
Coding region: 877-3507 (876 amino acids)
Source: RefSeq, a predicted model, not a curated record